Molecule: messenger RNA, 474 nt
Organism: Liolophura sinensis
Lineage: Eukaryota; Metazoa; Mollusca; Polyplacophora; Chitonida; Chitonidae
Product: superkiller complex protein 8-like
Exons: 4
Coding region: 1-474 (157 amino acids)
Biological process (GO): positive regulation of ubiquitin protein ligase activity; anaphase-promoting complex-dependent catabolic process; positive regulation of anaphase-promoting complex-dependent catabolic process
Cellular component (GO): anaphase-promoting complex
Molecular function (GO): protein binding; ubiquitin ligase activator activity; anaphase-promoting complex binding
Source: RefSeq, a predicted model, not a curated record
AUGUGGAACGACAACACCUCGAAAGCCCAUAAUUUGGAGGUGUACUUCAACUCUGAUUCGUGUUUCAUGACGUCAGUUGCCACGAGCCAGAAUGAUGGCAAGCAGCUUGUGAUUGGCUCCAAUCAAGGCAAGAUGAUGAUGAUAGAUUUGGAGAACUUCGCGAAGAAUUGGCGCAUGGCACAUAGGGAGCAGAAAAGGGUGGUGGUCAUACGCUGGUGUGGAAACGUCUUUUUCAGUGGCACGGACGACGGGCACGUCUAUCUUCAUGAUCCCCGGGCAUCGGAGCCUUACGUCACCCAGUUCCGUCACCAUAGCUACGAGAUAGGCUCCCUCCAGCCCAGCCCAGAUAAUAGUCUGCUGGCCUGUGGGGUAAGGGAACUCGGAGAGGUGCUUAUCUGGGACCUCAGGGAGAGGAAAAUCUUUGAACAGCUGAGCACCCACAAGUCUGGGAAUCGGAAUGUCCUAUUAGUCUAA